UCCCUUAGCUCCUCCCCCUGCCCAGGUGCAGAAUAAAAGGCCUCAGCUGGCUCAAUUCAGCCUCUUGCUGGUCCCUGGUGGCUCAUACAACUACUCAGGAGACAUCGGCAAUUCUGUUUCUGCACCGCAAGCUUCGCACUCGCCUUGACCUGCUAAAACUGAGUGUGGCAGCAGAGGUGGAUUAGGCACAUGGUGCCCAGUUCACCCACAGGGCACUAAGUCCAGGACCUUCAGCAUCUGCGAUCCAGGGAGAGAAAAAUUUGACAGCUGGAACUGUUACAUCACAGGCUGGCACAGUGUCCUACCAGGUCAGUGUGGGAUCAACACACCAGUGGAAUCGGCAUUCUGACCAGAUGAUGGUAGUCAUGUUAACAUUGUCCAAGCUGCAGCUGACGUGCAACCGACACCCAGCAUGGACAGUCUGCCUGUUCCGCCUGACACUGGUGGAAAGCCAGAGACAUCCAACCAUGUCAGUGAGUGGGUCACUACAUCCACAGUCUCUAGGUAACCUGGGAUGUCAAAGCUUCCACCAGAGGACCCUGUCAGCUUCUUCGUCAGCCACUGCCAGGAUCACCUGCUUUAUUGCAGCUCCCCUCGUCCUCUUACUUGGAGUCCCGCCGAUUAUGAUUGGAGCUGUCGCAGCAUCAACAGGUAAAUUGAAAUCCAGUCCCACUGGUGAUAAAUACAACGUGGAAGACACAGGCAGUCACACGAUGAGCCUGAACGUCCCAGGAGUGGUGGUGAUGGUGUUCUUCUACCUGCUGGUGCUGGGGACCGGCAUCUGGGCCUCCGUGAAGUCCAAGCGGGUGAAGACGAGCAGCCAGGCAGACCAGACAGAGGUCAGUCUGCUGGGCAACAGAGGGAUCAGCCUUGCCGUGGGAGUCUUCACCAUGACAGCUACAUUUGUUGGAGGGGGCUUCAUCGUUGGUCUGGCGGAGGCGGUGUACACUCCAACCAUGGGACUGACCUGGGCUUUCGCUCCAUUGACACCUGCUACUACUUUCAUUGUUGGUGGGCUCUUCUUCGCCAAGACAAUGAGAGACAGAAAAUAUGUGACGAUGAUGGACCCCUUCCAGAUCAAGUAUGGAAAUCUGAUAAGUGGAGUUCUGUCUGUGGCGCUGUUGAUAUCUGACAUAAUCUGGGUUACAGGAACUCUUAUUGGUUUAGGUGCAACUAUGAGUGUGAUCCUGGAUCUGCCCUACACUCUUUGUAUUUGGAUCUCUGCUGCUGUAGCCAUCGUCUACACGCUGAUGGGAGGCCUCUACUCUGUGGCCUACACAGACAUCAUACAGCUGACCCUUAUAUUCGUUAGUUUGUGGUUAUGUGUCCCCUUCAUCCUGACGAACCCCCAUUCAGCUGACAUCACCAAGACUGCUUUCAACUUCACCUACCAGGCCCCCUGGAUCGGAUCAAUAGAUGGAGACACAGCGUGGAGGUGGAUUGAUGAUUUCUUGUUAUUGUCUCUAGGUAGCCUGGGAUAUCAAAGCUUCCACCAGAGGACCCUGUCAGCUUCUUCGUCAGCCACUGCCAGGAUCACCUGCUUUAUUGCAGCUCCCCUCGUCCUCAUACUAGGAGUCCCGCCGAUUAUGAUUGGAGCCAUGGCAGCAUCAACAGAUUGGAACAUGACCACGUAUGGAUCCCCGUCCCCGUACGAGCGAGGUGAAGCCAGUCAGAUUCUGCCCAUUGCUCUGCAGUAUCUCACGCCAAGCUACAUCUCCAUCAUCGGUAUCGGAGCAAUAGCUGCUGCGGUGAUGUCAUCUACGGACUCUGCUUUAUUGUCCUCCGCCUCCAUCUUCACAUCCAACAUCUAUAAGAACAUCCUGAGGACCAAGGCAUCAGAUCGAGAGCUCCAGUGGGUGAUCCGAGUCACCGUGGUGUUGGUGGGCUUGGCUGGCACAUCACUCACCUUCUUACAGAACAGCGUCAUGGUUUUCUGGAUCCUGGGCUCAGACAUAACCUACACCAUCAUGUUCCCUCAACUCGUCUGCGUCCUCUUCUGUAACGUCUCCAAUGGCUACGGCUCCAUCAUGGGCUUGUUGGUUGGAGUGCUGAUGAGAGUGCUGAGUGGAGAGCCAUUGAUAGGGUUGCCAGUCAUGCUCCACUUCCCAGGAUGCACUCUUGAGGAUGGCGUUUAUAUCCAGCACUCUCCUGUAAGGACAAUCUGCAUGUUGUCCACUAUCUUUGUCACUCUGUUGUUGUCCUAUCUGGCUUCACUGCUUUUCAAUAAAGGAGUGAUUCCUGAGAGGUGGGAUGUAUUUAAAGUGAAAACCCAAAAACCAAUAACCCUUCAAGUUUUAGGGAACCAUGGGACCGCCGAAAGAGAUGAAAAGGAGAAAGCCAAAGUUCAAAAUGAGAUGGAAUUAAUGUUGGCGACAAAUCUGCAGGACUGACAAAGAAAUGGUUUAUGGGACAUCUUUUGGAGCUAUAUUACCAUGUCUCUGUAAUUAUAUCAAUUAUUUUGAUCUAGGCCACAAGAAGUCAUCACUUUGCUACUUCUACUGUGCUUUGGUGUAAUGUUUUAGUUCUGUUUAACUGGGGAUCAGUAAACCAGGCUUCUUGACUUAUGUUACUGGUUCAUGACAUGAAUGUUAUUUUAUGUUUAAUUAUCAAACAACCAAUAAAAGCUGGAAGGUACAUUAAUGAACAUGUGAAACUGUCUAUAAAUGACAUUGAUGCUCUGCAUUAUGCAUUUAGUUCUUAGGUUUGCUGUAUUACUUCAUAUUGAACCAUUCAUGUCUAUGUCUGAUUUGGUGGUGUAUACAAUAUUAAAAGUUAAUCAUGUCUGAUCUAUCAUAACGUUUUCAAGAAGAUUUUGAUGUGCACAUCACCCAUGGAGUUUUCUAGAUUCUUGAGAUCAAAAAGUAGCCUUAAUUACCAAAUGGACUUGCACUUCUAAAGCGCUUAACAGACCACUCAAAGCACUUUU
Molecule: messenger RNA, 2926 nt
Organism: Acanthopagrus latus (yellowfin seabream)
Lineage: Eukaryota; Metazoa; Chordata; Actinopteri; Spariformes; Sparidae
Product: high-affinity choline transporter 1-like
Exons: 10
Coding region: 354-2390 (678 amino acids)
Biological process (GO): choline transport; transmembrane transport; acetylcholine biosynthetic process
Cellular component (GO): plasma membrane
Molecular function (GO): choline:sodium symporter activity
Source: RefSeq, a predicted model, not a curated record